Molecule: messenger RNA, 1353 nt
Organism: Iphiclides podalirius (scarce swallowtail)
Lineage: Eukaryota; Metazoa; Arthropoda; Insecta; Lepidoptera; Papilionidae
Source: the annotation of a GenBank genome assembly
AUGGUGUCCAUUCUGCAUCUGCUGGCUACCCUUGUAUCAUGGAUAUUUAUGAUCAUUGUGUCCGUUGUUAGUAUAGCAGGAACGGCACUCCUUUGGUACACUUAUCAUGAACUACAUACAAAAAAGAAAGAUUUUUCAGAAACAUUAUUUUUAUCGGAAUCCUUAAAAAAUGAGACGGCAUUUUUGUGGUAUUCAAUUAUUGCCACUAUUAUAACAAUUAUUUUGUUAUUGUUAGUAUGGGUGAUGCGUUCUCGUGUAUCUUUUUUGGCUGCUCUGUUUAAGGAAACAGCACAUUGUCUUGGAUCAAUUCCAGCCCUGUUUUUACAACCAAUCAUAACAUUCUUUUUUCUUAUAUUGUUCUUUACAUUUUGGUCACUAGUUGUGGUAUGCCUAGCUACUGCUAACUACCCUGGAAUACCAUUUAAGACAAAUUUUUUCAUCAAUGGAACACCUCAGCACCGUGUAGACAAUGCUGCUAUACAAGCACAAAAUAUUAACAAGAGUACAAAUUUAAAAUCUUACAUUCUAGAUCCAGUAGAAUUUGAUCCAAUGUGGGUGAAGAGCAUGUGGUGGAUGUGUCUUAUAUGCCUCAUCUGGGGUAGUGAGUUUAUUCUAGGCUGUCAGCAGAUGACCAUUGCAGGUGCAGUCUCACAUUGGUAUUUCAGAGGGUCAAAUGCCCAUCCAUCCCCAGUCCUUUACUCAAUCGGGAAACUUUUAAAAUAUCAUUUGGGUUCCGUCGCCAAAGGGUCAUUUUUAAUAACAUUAUUUAAAAUACCUCGACUUAUUCUAACAUAUUUACAUGCAAAACUGUCUUCAAGAGCUGAGAAAGGCUCAGAUUGUGCAAAGUGUGGACUCAAAUGUGGAAUUUGCUGCUUCUAUUGCCUUGAAAAAUUUAUACGCUAUCUGAACCAUAAUGCCUAUACAAUAAUUACUAUAGAGAGAUGCCAUUUUUGCAAAGCUGCUGCAAGGGCGUUUAGCACAAUUGUGAAUAACGCGUUGCAAGUGGCCACAAUCAACAGCGUGGGCGACUUCAUACUGUUCUUGGGCAAGUGCAUAGUGACUGCAGUGACCGGCAUAAUAGGCCUGUUGCUGCUAAAACGCAACUCGGACUUGCACUUCUUCGCCGUACCCACGCUCGUGAUAUGCAUUUACUCAUUCUUCAUCGCUCACUGCAUCCUUUCUCUAUAUGAGAUGGUUAUGGGAGAUGGAAAAAUUCAAGGCUGGCCGAACUCGGAGGCCAUAAAUCUGGUAAUCGUGAGAAUGAACACGAUGGCGCAGAACUCCAAGACCUACAGGAAAAGUACUGAAUUCGUAAAAUUUCGCAUCAUACAAACAGUACUACAUGAUAAAUGU